CACGGGCUGUCUGAUUCACUCACCUCACACACACAGAGAGCAAAGAGAGCAUGAUUCAGUCUGCGCAUAACUAACUAAACUGUCUCCGGCGCUCUUCGGUCGUUCAUGUGCGCACGAGGAACUCUGAGCUCACGGGGGAGAGAAGGAAAAAAAAAAAACCUGGAAGAGUUGGUGGACGUCGGUCGGUUCAUUUAAAAGAUAAAUUGACAGUCAAACGGGGUUUUGUAGGAAGGAGCGGGAUAGCAGACCUCCACCUGGACAGUGUGUUUAAAAAAAGGAUCACGGGACGGUUCACCUGAGGCGCACGAGGACAUCGUUUGCAUGAAACUGUGGCCAGAUAAAAGCAGUGGAUGCAACUACGCUCCAUUCUUAGAAAAAAGGUGGAAAAGUGGGAGAGGCUCUGAAGAGGACCAGUUGACCACCGGCAGAUACACCUCAGCUCAAACAUCCUCCAAACCAAGCCCGAAACGCACCAUGUCCCUCAGCACUUUUCACCUCAUGCAGACCCUUAAGAACUCUCCCGCCGCGCUACGUCGCCGCUUUCGCCGCGACCGCACAGAGUCUUUGUCCCACGGUGACCCCCUCUUCAAGGUCCACUACCUGGGCACGGAGAAAAUCUUCUCUCUGGAUCGAGAGCAGGCUCAGGACGCCAUUAGCCAUUUGCUAGAAGGUAUCGCCAACGGGAAGAAGCCGAGCAAAGAUCACGCCCUGGUGGUGCGACCAAGAUACGUCGAGGUCAAGGAACUGAGUACGGGUCGGCAGCUCACUAAGACGUACCUGCAGGACAUUGCGUACUGUGCCGCGGAUGCCAACCGGCCCAAUGUGUUCCUGUACAUCUGCAAACAUCACGGGCAGCAGCUGCAGUGUCGGGUGUUCUGGUGCAGCCGGGCAGAGCGGGCUCGAGACAUGACUGCCUGUCUGGCACAUUCUUUCCAGCAAGCGCUGAGCGACUGGCAGCAGGACGGCUCGGCCACGUUGCAGCAAGGAGAGAUGAAGGGGAAACGAGUAGAGGAGUCGUCCAACUCUCCCGCCAACACGAAAAGCUCCACGCUGCCUGCCAGUCUGGGAAAAGUUCGCUGGAAGAAGAGGGGCUCAGUGUCUCGCAGCCCCCUCAGGGCCAUCAGCAGAAGAGGAUCUGCCUCUGACAGCUGGAACUGAACCCCAGCUUUCAACCCUUCAAACAUGGGACCACAUUAACCUGAUGACAACCUCAAGGAUGUCAGCACUGAUGGGAGGAGGAGGAGGAGGAGGAGGGAGGGAGGGGGAGUGAUUACAAGACAGAAGGAUGGGACAAAGGGGAUAAUCCGGGAAGGGGGAAAGUCCAUAUUUGGACUCUGCUUGUGAGUGGAUGCCGUAAUCAGUGAGCAAGGGCAUGGACUUGAAGGUUUUUGACGCAGCAAAGUUUGUCCGUUAACGUCUGCAAGAGUGGCGUCCAAUGUGGCACAAAAUGCUGUUAACGGCCGCCUUUGUUCACCUGUCGUCAGCUACGUGAGGACUUGUGACUGGCCGCGAGCCAUUUGCAGACCGGACUGGUUCAUUUCCAUUGCUGUUUUAUUUGUUUUAAGUUGUCUACUUGAUACUCAACCACCAAAGAGUUUGGACUGCUGGAAAAGAGACUAACAGACAAUGACACCAGCCGUUGGCCAAAUGAUCAACAGACGACAACAAAAACUGGAAAAAGACAACGAGAGCUUUUUUUAAAAAAUUUCCUUGAAGACUGACUUUUAUUUAACUGACGUAUGUGACAGGUCAUGAUGUUUUAAUGUAUCUUAUUUUAACCCUGUGGCACUAGCAAGCUUAUAUCUCAUCUUUUUUUAAAGUGGAUGGCGGAAACAACGCUUUUAACCUACAUUGCAAGAGUUUUGAGAGAUUACAUAGGUGUCAGGUUGUCAAACAAACGUUAAGCAAAAUUGAUUAUAGUCUGUGAUGCAGGUCGUAUGUUCUGAGCACUUAAAAGGUGUAAAAUUUGACACCUGAACGCAUCACAAUCUAAAUUCACAUUGUUGUAUCAUUUCUUACAUUUUAAGAGGUUAGUAGCUUUCAUGAAUCGUAGGACAGGCCCCAGCACCUACAUUAUAAAUGGUGGAGGGGUGGGAGAACCUGCAGGGUCAACAAAAUCCUUCACUCUGGCACCACAGCAGCAUCCUGCAUAAAGAAAACAACAAAAAAGAAAAAAAACCAAAAAACAGAUCCUAACUGUCCACUGCAAGUACCUAUUUGCAUUUACGUGGAAAAACACUCGGCCAUGACUUGCAGGGCUUGUUUGUGUCCGAUCACUGGGAACGUUGUGUUCCCGUGUCGAGCCUCCGUGUGGAAUGCGCGGCCAUGCACCUGCAUUCCAAUAGGCCGAAAUUCGAGACAGAGAAUCUUCUUAAAAGCCCCCCCCUCCGGAAUUCUUCGCCAUGCCCGUCCAUGACUUUGCAUAGUGAGCUGCCUCGUCAGUCGAUGCUACAAUGUGCGUUUUAACUCUGAGCCCGUGACUUGUUCACAUUUACCAAAGCCAUAAAAGGUGCCUAACUACUUCAGUUACAGUGACGCUUACAGGCUUUGAUAUGUGCAGUAUUGCAUAACACGCUCUCAUGAUGGUGAUUUCUGUCUUAAGGUUUACAAAUGAGAGACUUGAUGAUUAGUGGUACACCUUAAGGCUACCAUUCAAUUGUCAUUUUGUGUUUCCUGACCAAAACUAAGCUAGAAAUGAUGCCUUUUUUUUUGUUAAACAGGAAAGGUGUUUUUUGACUGAUGUGCCACUGGGUUUUUAAUUUUAACGUUUUGUACUCGUGGUGUAUCUAUUUUUUUAAAGCUACAAAUGGCGCAGCCCCAAUCUCAGGGGUCAAAGUGCCCGCUUUAAUGCGUAUUUAAUCAAUGUACUGUUAUGUCAUUGUACAUAUUUAAUUAAAUAUGUAUUUUAUGAAAUAUUAAAACCUUUUAUACAACA
This is a messenger RNA of Dicentrarchus labrax (European seabass), 2935 nucleotides long. Its product is annotated as low density lipoprotein receptor adapter protein 1. The transcript is spliced from 3 exons. The record is from RefSeq and is a predicted model, not a curated record. Lineage: Eukaryota; Metazoa; Chordata; Actinopteri; Moronidae. Bases 322 to 1158 code for a protein of 278 amino acids.